Messenger RNA from Marasmius oreades (fairy-ring Marasmius), 2735 nucleotides. RefSeq lists its product as uncharacterized. Gene Ontology annotation, molecular function: mRNA binding; translation repressor activity; protein binding. Bases 368 to 2386 code for a protein of 672 amino acids. NCBI's taxonomy places the organism in Eukaryota, Fungi, Basidiomycota, Agaricomycetes, Agaricales, Marasmiaceae. Gene Ontology annotation, biological process: regulation of mRNA stability; nuclear-transcribed mRNA poly(A) tail shortening. The transcript has 4 exons. The record is from RefSeq and is a predicted model, not a curated record. Gene Ontology annotation, cellular component: P-body.
GUGACAGCAGGCAUGAGACAGGGCCCUUUUGCUUUUGUUUGCUGUCCGCGUGGCAUCUCCCUCAUAACAACCGCCAGCGGUCAACAUCUGCCCAUUGACUCCCGAGUCUUUUCAAUCCUUCAACGUCGUCUCUUGUCACGACUAAAGUUCAUUCGUCAACGUCCAGUACAACGAAGUCUUUAAUUUUUCUUCAGUUGUACUAGACCGGCAGGUCCGCUGGUCUCGUCUAGGUCGCUUUUGUUGUUGGUUUUUUCUAGCAACUUGGCUUGACGUCAGGACCAAUUUUCCACAGGUUCAGCAAGCAAACGGAUUUGUACAAGUUUCGAAGAACAAACUACUCGUUUUUUCCCAACUUUCUAUUUCAACAAUGAGUCUUCGUCAACCCAGCCCCAGUCCUUCUCCUGGACCCAACGAGAACGGUCAGAGGAAUCAGGCUGCUCGCCAGUCUAUGGGCCCAGCUGCCAGACUUGCCCCAGCUUCUCCUAGACCAGGUGGUGGUUCAGGUGCUCGCCCUACGAGUGAGCUUUUAGGAGGAUCUAGUGGCUAUCAGACAACUCCAGAGGCCGAAGCAAUCGACCAAUGGUUUGAAAACCUCCAAAAUUACGAAGCAACCCUAGAGGAAAUGGCUGCCGCCUCUUUAGAUGUUAAUUUCAAAGAAGAACUUUCUGCCAUCGAGCAAUGGUUCAAAGUUCUUUCAGAAGCCGAGCGCACAGCCGCUCUCUACAGUCUUCUUCAACAUUCGACUCAAGUACAAAUACGUUUUUUCAUCACCGUCUUACAGCAGAUGGCUCGCUCUGAUCCGAUGACUGCACUUCUGAGUCCUGCUAUGGGUUCUAUGCAAAGUCAAAUGGAAGCUAAACUCGCCACUCUCAAGUCGCCUGGUCUCAAAUCGAACAUGCCCGCUUCCCCCACCGCUCGUAAUUUUAACAGUGGUCUCGGUGGAGGGGCAGGCAGCCGACAGUCGUUGAUCAUAGAAAGCUCACCAUCCAAUUAUCUUUCCCCAGAAUCAGCCGCGAACACUUCGGGUUCAUCGGACCCAGCAGCUAUGCUAGCUCAGCAACGUGCCAAAUUCAAAGCGAGCAACGCCGCGCACAGAAUCAGUGCACCUGUUCUCGCUGGCACCGGAGAAGGAAGGACAACUGGUACUUGGGGCAGCCAACUGGGUCAAGUCGCAGAAUCCAACCCGACCUCUUCAAACGUGGCCACUAACGGUGGCGCGCAAGAAAUUGUCGUACCUUCUUCGUCUUCGCGUCCCAAGUCUACCGAAUUUAGUGGAACCAUCGGCUCUCCCCGUUCUGGGGCUACCGCUGGAGGUGAUGCCACGGUCCCUUCAGGUGACAGUUGGGCUAGCAUGGUCAAUACUCCUUUGAUCCCCAUGUUCCAAAAAGACAACUCCAGGCUCAACCCUAGCCUUGAUUCGGCUGCUAACAAGCUGAACGAAUGGCAAAGCAAGACUGCGGCACCUGGCGUACCAAGAAUGGGAGAUCCGACCGUUCACAGGCGCGUACCCAAGAGUAGUAACAGUGCGGCCGGCAAUGGUUCAGAAUUCGACGAUAAUGUCAGUAUCCCCCUGUCAUCUCAGGGACAAAAUGGACAAGGUCAUCAGAACAGAGCGAGGAACGCUGGCGGCUGGAACAAUGCUGCGGGGGCAAGGAGCCCGGCGCUCUCGAAUACGUCCUCGAACCGUUAUAACAAUAACGACGACGCUGCUGCUGCAGCGAACUUGAUGAACGGAUUAACUAUGCAGAUGCAGGGAUUGGGGUUGAACCACAACUUCAACGGUAUGGGAGGUAUGGGAGGCAUGGGAGGCAUGGGGGGCAUGGGAGGUAUCCCGGGUAUGGGUGGUAUGGGGGGUAUGAAUGGUAUGAACGGAAUGGGAAGUCCUGGUUUGGGUGGGAUGGGUGGGAUGCCUAAUUUGGGAGUGAAUAUGAACGUACUCGCCGCGAUGGGGAUUUCUCCUGAAGCGCAAUUACUCGCGGCUCAAAUGGCAGCUUCUGGAUUUGGAAAUGCCCCCGGAUGGAUGGGUAUGCAAGGUAUGGGUGGCGGUGGGAUGGGCGGUCAGCGGAGGGCUACUAGCGUUCGUUCUGCCGGUGGUGGUACUGGUGGAUCUGGCCGUCCUUCGAUUUCUAGUGCGACGCCCAAGGGAGAAGAUGAUGUGGACCCUGCAUUGCUGAACGAUAUACCGGGAUGGCUGAGGAGUUUACGCUUGCACAAAUAUACACCUAACUUUGAAGGGAUGAGAUGGCAGGAUAUUGUUAUGAUGGAUGAAGCGCAGUUGGAGGGGAAGGGUGUUGCGGCGCUUGGGGCUAGGAGGAAGAUGUUGAAAACCUUUGAGUUGGUCAGGAAGAAGAUGGGCAUUGAGGGUGGACCGGCUGAGGUGCUUUGAGGUAUGACAUAGAGAAUACGCUCGGCACCCAAUGCCCAAAAACCACCUCCCUCUUCAUGAUAUUCAUUACAGGACCCACCUUAUUCAUUUCUCAGCUUCAAAGCAUCUGUGGUCUCCAUCUUCUCGAUCCUUUUCCCUCUGUUUGCCCAUCCCACUCUUUCCUCACGCUCCUUUACUCUUCUAAUAUCCUCUUCAUUCUCGUUACAAACUGCCCACUCCUAUGAACGAUGUCUACUCUGAAGUGCUUUUGGGCUUCUUAUUACAUACCUCUUUUGUUUGGAACGUUUUCCCUCUGUACCGUCGAGUUGUUUGUACUUAUGCUAAAACCUUUCUCACUUUAUCUAUAUGG